UUUACCUGCAAGAGUCGUCUACAGUAGAGGGAGGGAAAGGGUCGGUUGGCCAUAUUGGAUUUAACUAAAAUAAUUUCUUGCAUUUGCAGCUGAUGGCCAGCAGUUGAUGGUGUAUUUUAUGACGCAUUAAUGUCCACUUCAUUUAUAACAUAAGAAUCCACAAGAAGCACAAGAAAAUGGCUUUUAGACAGCUGUCCACUCUAUGCAUGAAAGGGUUAAAACAAUAUUGCUGACUUAUUUUUUCAUGCAUUCAGUGGAGGUUUGACUGCUUCCUGUCCACCUUUGCUGUAAUUUAUGCAGAAAGAGACUGAACCGCAUCACAAACACUACAGCAGGUUUUAUCCUAUUAAACUUUUAAAUAUCAAAUUUUCAGACAAGGAAAAUGAUCAAGCGCGUUAACUUCCGCCUGCUCUUGUUGUUCUAGACUGGUUCCUCCAAUCUCUUUGUCCUGUGCCGAUCUAGACGACAUAGAGAGAUGCUUGUCAUGUUAGCGCUGUGUUUUUCCUCUGAGAGCCCGCAGGACUAUAAGUGUUGUAUAAAGCGUCAUUUACCUGUCACUUCCUAAAGAGGACAUAGUUUAUAAAUAUCAUCCAGUGGAGCUGUGGCUCAGGGACUACAAAAACGCCACCCACAAUCGCCCCCAUUGUUCACUGGCAUCAUUGUCGGUCUGACAUCCCAGCUGCUCAGCCAUGGUAAGUCGGCAUGUGUGACAUGUUUGUUACUGUAAGGACAGGUGAGUUUUCUUGGCUUUGGAGAUGCUGCUGUCAGAGUGGACAGCUAAUGGCCCCCAAGAAAGCCAAGAAGAGGGCGGCGGAGGGAGCCAACUCCAAUGUGUUCUCCAUGUUCGAGCAGGCCCAAAUCCAGGAAUUCAAAGAGGCCUUCACAAUCAUGGACCAGAACAGAGAUGGCUUUAUUGACAAGAAUGAUCUGAGGGACACCUUCGCUGCUCUUGGACGUCUGAAUGUGAAACAGGAAGAGAUCGACGACAUGCUCAAAGAGGCUCCUGGUCCCAUCAACUUCACAGUCUUCCUCACAAUGUUUGGUGAGAAGCUGAAAGGUGCGGAUCCAGAGGAGACCAUCCUCAAUGCGUUUAAAGUCUUCGACCCCGAGGGAAAAGGCAUACUGAAGAAAGACUACGUGACACAGAUGCUAACAACGCAGGCCGACCGAUUCUCCUCUGAAGAGAUGGAGCAGAUGUUUACCGCCUUCCCCCCUGAUGUGGCUGGAAACCUGGACUACAAGAACCUGGUGCACAUCAUUACUCACGGAGAGGAAAAAGACCAAGAGUGAACCUUUUUCAUCCUGUUUUUUUUUCAGUAAAUCUAUAGGCUAAAAGUGGGAACUGUAAGCUUUUUACUUAUAUUAGCUUUAUUCUUUCUGUACAGUCAGACUAAAAAAAACGAUGCUUCCAAAAUAUUUUCCUCAAAACAAAAACAAAUACAGACAGCUAAGAGUUUAAUUGCAAUAAGAUAUUUUUGUUCCGUUUUAUUUCCGGUAAUUAUCAUAUUUUUAUCCUAAUUUUGUAGACCAAAAGCUACUAUUGUCUGUUUUACAGUGCCUUCAAACUUAUUCGCAUCCCUUGAUCUUUUCCACUGUUUGCCAUGUUCCCACUACAAACGUCAGUUUUAUUGGCAUACCAACACAAUCGUGCAUAAUAGUGCAAACAGGAAGAAAAUUAUUUUCAAAGUUUUUUUUUGUUGUUGUUUUUUUCCAAAUAAAAAUCUGAAAAGUGUGUCGUGCAUUUCACCCUUUACUUUGACACCCCUGAGAGCAAACGGCUUCCUUCAGAAGCCUCCUAAUGAGUUAGCCUGAACAUACCACCUCCACUGUGGCGAAUGGUAGUGGCAGCAUCAUGCAGUAGAGAUGCUUUUCCUGAGCUGGGAA
Molecule: messenger RNA, 1884 nt
Organism: Xiphophorus hellerii (green swordtail)
Lineage: Eukaryota; Metazoa; Chordata; Actinopteri; Cyprinodontiformes; Poeciliidae
Gene: myl2a
Product: myosin, light chain 2a, regulatory, cardiac, slow
Exons: 7
Coding region: 703-1290 (195 amino acids)
Molecular function (GO): calcium ion binding
Source: RefSeq, a predicted model, not a curated record